GGUAAACAACAGUGCUCGUGACGUCAUGGCGGCGCCCGCACCGCUGCCGAGUGCAAGUGCACCGAAUAAUAGUACCGCGAUAAAAGAAGCCGCGCCGCGCGAACCCGCGUUCAAGCCAGUGAUGGAAACUUUAACUCAUAUAAAAGCGACCGACAGCAGAGUGUUGUUAAAAGUAGUACCAGUGCGUGUGCAGGGACCUAACGGUAUGGUAAAUAGCACCGCGCUAUUGGACGAUGGAUCUUCCGUCUCGUUAAUAAGUGCUAAUCUCGCGCGACGCGUCGGUCUACGUGGUAAUUCACAGACAUUGCGAGUUCACGGUGCGUUUAAAGAUAACGAACUUGAGUACAAAUCGACAAAAGUGAAUGUCGACCUUAAAGGUAUGGACAAUAAGGUUUAUAAUGUUAAAUUGCGUUGUGUUGAAGAAUUGAGUUUGCCAAUACAAACAUUGUCUGUUUUAAAAUUAGUUAAUUACUCUCACUUAGCUGAUAUAAAACAUAAAUUUUGCACCACUGAUUCAGAACCUGAAUUAUUAUUAGGUCAAGAUAACUUACAUGUUGUAAUACCUAUUCAAAUACGGGAGGGCAAAUAUAAUGAGCCAUCAGCUACACUCACCCGCCUCGGCUGGAGUGUCCAUGGGAAAGUGUGCGUGCCGCGGACUGUCCGUCCGUCCAGGGGCCCGCCAUCUGUCGCUGUGCAUACUAACCUUUUUAUUGCAGAUAGCGGAGCAGAUCACGAUACCACAUCAGAUGAGUGCCUCCUAAGGGAAAUCCACGAAGAUGUUAGGCGCUCAUUUUUGCUAGAUUCCAUGGGCGUGACGACGCACGUGCGGCAAAAGGCCGACGACGCCCGCGCCGUCGCGCAGCUGGAGCGCUCCGCCGAGCUCAUCGAUGGGCGUUGGUACGUCGGCCUUCCGUGGAAGGACGAACACCGCCCCAUGCCCGACUCCCGCCCAAACGCGCUUACCAGGAUGAAGGGUAUUGAGCGCAAAAUGGGUAAGAAUCCAGGUUUCGCCGAAAGGUACCGUGAAAGGGUCAAUCAUUUGUUAAAAAAUGAUUACGCUAUGGAACUAAUUAACACCGAGGUCACGCCGAAGACUUAUUACUUACCUCAUUUCGGCGUAGACAACCCCAAUAAGCAAAAACUUCGUCUGGUCUUUGAUGCUGCAAGUCAGGUAAGUGGUAGCUCCCUGAACGAUUAUUUGCUCACAGGACCUGACCUAUUGUCAUCACUUUUAGGUAUAAUGCUGCGCUUUCGGGAACAUCCAAUUGCAGUAACAGGUGACAUUAGAGACAUGUUCUUGAGAGUCAAGAUCCAUCAAGAUGACCAGGACGCGCUGAGGUUUCUGUGGAGAAACAACCCCACAGAAAACAUGAAGACGUACGCGAUGACGUCACUUAUUUUCGGCGCAAAUUGUGCUCCAUUUGUCGCGCAAUUUGUAAAAAAUAAAAACGCCCAGCGAUUUGAAUCGUCAUUUCCCGCCGCCGUCGAUGCCAUCGUCAACUCGCACUACAUGGACGACUACAUCGACAGCCUGCCCGACGAGGCGACAGCGAUCGAAAUGGUAAAAAAUGUCAGUUAUAUCCACAGGGCGGGCGGCUUUGAAAUAAGAAAUUGGACGAGCAACAGCGUCGCAGUUUUAAACAGCGUGCCAAAGGAGACCUUAGGCACUGCUGCUGUAAGGUUCAAAGUCGGCCAGCAACAUGAGAGCGAGCGUACCUUAGGUCUCAUUUGGUACCCUGCUGAUGACAUAUUGGGCUUCGAUCUGUCAUUAAAACGUAUACCGAGCGACGUACUUGAAGGUGAGAAUAGGCCUACGAAACGUGUAAUGUUAAGAGUAAUUAUGUCAAUAUUUGAUGUACUAGGUUUUUUAGCACCCUUCACGAUUCAAGGCCGAAUUAUGCUUCAAGAGGCUUGGCGCUUACAGGUGGAUUGGGAGGAUUUCAUUCCAGACCAAAUUUAUCACAAGUGGCGAAAAUGGGUCGACCUUUUGAAGGUAAUUAAAGAUAUCCGUAUACCUAGGUGGUACUGCACAGCCGCGCGCAAUGCGGUAAGGGACAGCCAAUCGGCUACAGCGCGUGCGAGCGAAAUGCAAGAUUGUGUGGAUCUCGUCGCAACGGCACGUACCUCUCCCCCUGCGACCCACGCACCUACGCACAGUGCUACGAAAUGCUACGAGGGCGUAGCGGCAUCUACAUCUGCUACGACCGCAUCGAGUAGUAAGUACUCAUAUUAUAAUAAUUUACAAAUGCAUUUUUUUAGCGAUGCAUCUUCUCAGGCGAUGUCAGCUGUGGGCUAUUGGCGCUGGGAGGAUAACGGCACUAUUUAUGUUGCAUUUAUUGCCAGCAAAAGCAGAGUUAUGCCGAUAAAACAGCUGACUAUACCGAAGGCUGAGCUGCAAGCUGCAUUGUUGUCUGCAAGACUAGCCAAUGCAAUUGGAAGGGAGCACAAACUGACGUCAACGAGGCGUUACUUCUGGUGUGACUCCUCAACUGUAUUACAUUGGAUUCUCAACAAAAAUCGUACGUAUAAGGCCUUUGAAGCAAAUCGCUUGGGGGAGAUUGACGACCUUACCCGCGUUGACGAGUGGCGGUACAUUCCUACGAAACUAAAUGUUGCCGAUUUAGCGACGCGGGACUCGUUUGAUCUAGCCCUACAGAGCGAGUGGUUUAAAGGUCCUUCUUUUUUAUACGCUGACGAAAGUCUAUGGCCAAAGGAUAUAAUACCGACCUGUAACGAGGAGGAGACAGGGGAAUGCGUAGCAGUCGUCCAGGUGCGUGACGAACCUGCAUGCAUACCAGUGCCGGACCCACAGCGCUUCUCUUCGUGGCUUCGUCUCACCCGUGCCACGGCGGCAGUGCUAAAGUUCAUCGCUAGGUGCAAAGGUCAGGCGGUCGAGAUCGAUUGCGCAAUGAUGGAGCGCGCUGAGAUACUUUUACUAAAACACGCGCAAAACGAGUCUUUUGGGGAAGACUUAGCCAGAAUUAAGGCGCACGGGGCUUUACAUCGCGCAAGUAAGUUAUUAAAAUUAUCACCCAUUUUAGACGAACAUGAACUACUUCGCGUGGGCGGGCGCAUUGACGCCGCAUCAGAUGUGCCUCUGGACGUCAAGAGACCCGUGAUCCUGGACGGCCGUCAUCAGGUAGCACGCUUAAUCGUCCGGCAUUACCAUGUGAAAGCGGCCCACGGAAGUCAGGAGAUGGUGGUAAACGAAAUAAAGCAAAGGUAUUGGGUACUUAGACUUCGACCUACUGUAAAACUCGUGACGUCAAGGUGCAUGCUGUGCAGGAUAAUGAAGAGCAAACCUCAGGUACCGCGCAUGGGCGAUUUACCACAGGCCAGAAUAGAACACCAUCAGCGACCCUUUUUUCACUGUGGGUUGGACCUUUUUGGGCCAAUGGAGGUCGCGGUGGGUCGCCGCAGAGAGAAAAGAUAUGGUGUUCUAUUCACAUGCCUCACAGUGCGGGCGAUUCAUAUCGAGCUGGUUGCCUCCCUUACAUCCGACUCGCUUAUCAUGGCGUUGCGACGCAUGGCGGCGCGGCGCGGCUGGCCGCGCCAUCUGUACUCGGACAACGGUACUAAUCUGAGGGGCGCCGACACAGAGUUGCGUCGGUCAAUGGAGGCGCUAGAUAUGGACGUUCUAAAAGCUGAGGGGGUUAAUAACAACAUGGAUUGGACUUUUAUUCCCCCCGCCAGCCCCCAUUGGGGUGGGGCGUGGGAACGUUUAAUACGUUCAGUAAAGACGGCUCUCAAAGUCGUUUUAAAAGAACGAGCACCAAGGGACGAGGUUUUGACCACAUUAAUGGCAGAAGUUGAGAACAUGGUCAACGGUCGUCCAUUGGUGCACGUGUCUGUCGAUCCUGCUGACGGUGAGUCUCUUACUCCUAAUCAUUUCCUUUUAGGGUCAUCAUCGCGACUCCCUCUUGUAGGAGAGUUCGAUGAUUCUGAUCUCUACUUGAGGAAACUAUGGCGGAAGGCGCAGAAGCUCGCUGACAUGUUCUGGCAGAGGUGGCUAAGAGAAAUCUUACCCACCCUCGUGCCUAGGACAAAAUGGCUAGAGGAGCGGAAGCCGCUAAAAGUAGGGGACCUCGUUCUGGUGGUAGAUCCCAACUCUCCCCGCAAUAUGUGGCCGAAGGGAUUGAUCACGCAGGUAAUUCCUGGCGCAGACGGACGGAUCCGUUUAGUGGAGGUGAGGACGGCUACCGGGACUUACCGGAGGUCCGCGGCUCGCAUCGCUCCUAUUCCCGUAAGUUUAGAGUGCUGAGUCAGCACUGGGGUGGGGAGUGUUAGCGAUGCGCUCACUAUAGGUACAUAUGUAACUAGUUAAAGUUUAUUUUUAAGGAAAAGUUGCCAUGUUAAAUACAUACUUAGUUACUAAUACUUAAGGUUCAAAAUUGUAUGACAUGUUAUGCAAGUAAUGUGCACUACGUUGCUAUGCGCCGGCGGCAGUCCGCUGCUAGACGCGAUCGGUUUAACUCGACCCUGUAUCCGAAAGUUAAAAUAAAAGUUUCAUUGUCAAGUUUA
Molecule: messenger RNA, 4521 nt
Organism: Cydia pomonella (codling moth)
Lineage: Eukaryota; Metazoa; Arthropoda; Insecta; Lepidoptera; Tortricidae
Exons: 1
Coding region: 26-4261 (1411 amino acids)
Biological process (GO): DNA integration
Molecular function (GO): nucleic acid binding
Source: RefSeq, a predicted model, not a curated record